AUAGAGCAGAAAACAGUCCCAUAUUUCUUGGCUGACACCAUGAGAGGACCAGGCUUAUUCUUCUGCUGCCUUACGGCACUUUUCCUUUUUGGGGGUGCAGAACUUCAAGUUCCUGAUGGUACUGAUGAUGCGGGAAACAUUGCAGAAGGCCAGAUGUCCUCUGUGGAACCAACAUUGGAUGAGAAGUCAAUCUACGCUGAACAGAUUCUAAUAGAAAAGAGUUUACUGCUUCCACAAACAGAGGUCCUUGAUGCAGAGACACAGGCUGUAAAACCACAGGAAUGUGGUUCUGAGAGCACAGAAAAGAUUAAGGUUCAAACUGAUGUCUUGAAAAAUGAUGGGCUAGUAAAACCUAAUAUCACCAGAGAUGUCCCUGUUUGUGAAACAGUAACUAGUGUCAGCAAUGAACUAGAUGAAUCAGAGCUUAAUAAAGAAGAAGAUAUCUUGCAUGUUGAGGAAACUCUUAUAGUUGAUUUUGAGGAAGUUGAUAUAAAUACACACAAGGAACUUGAAAGUAAAGUGGGUGAAAUAGUGGAGGAUAAUGAUGAUGUUGCUGAUGAACAUUUAUUAGAAGAAAUAGAGAGUGUGCAAGAUGGAGAGCCUUAUUUUGAAGGAAAAGAGGAAAGUGAAUCUUAUCAGAUAUCAGAGGAAGCUAAAGAGACCAUUACUGAAGACAAACAAGCUCUCAGUAUCAGUGGGACCAGAAAUGAGCAAGGUGAUCUGGACAUCUCAGUUUUGGAACACCAAGGUAAGGCUACUGGGCAGUUUGAUUUCAAAGAUGAUGGCAAGGUCACCAAUUAUGAGACAAAUUAUGUUUCUGACUCUCUUUUAGCAGACAAUGAUUCCCCCAGUUCAGAAAAUGACAUGAAUAUUCUGGAAACAGAUAAUCUUGUCUCUUUGGAUGAUGAGUCAGAAGAUGUGCAGCAGGUAGAAGGUGUUAUUCUGGAAGAAACAUACACUGAACACCAAGGCACUGAAGGUACCUCAGAGUCCAUAGAAAUCUCAGAGGAAGUCAAUACUGAGUCAGAUUAUAGCAAUCAAGAAGAGCCAAAGGAAUAUGAAAAUGGAGGUGAAAACCCUACUGAAACAGCAGACCAAUUUGUUAAUGAUAAGGAGGCUGAAAACUCCUCAGAAGACGAGACAGGUAGUCUAGAGGAGUUAUAUAUAGACAAAGAAGAGUCACAUGAAAAAGCUAAUGAAAAUAAAAGAGAAGGGGACAUAUCAAAGGAUGAAAAAGGAAUACAGGUAGGAGAUGAUGAUGAUGAUGAUGAUGAUGAUAAUGAUGAUGAAGAUGAUAAUGAUGAUGAUGAUGAUGACAUAAAUGAGGAUUAUGAGUCCAUAAAAAUCUCAGAGGAAGUCGAUAGUGAGUCAUAUUAUAGCAAUCAAGAAGACUCAAAGGAAUAUGAAAAUGAGGGUGAAAAAUCUACUGAAACAGCAGACCAAUUGGUUAUUGAUAAGGAGGGUGAAAACUCCUCAGAAGAGGAGACAGGUAGUCUUGAGGAGUUAAAUAUCGACAAAGAAGAGUCACAUGAAAAAGCUGAUGAAAAUAAAAGAGAAGGGGACAUAUCAAAGGCUGAAAAAGGAAUACCGGUAGGAGAUGAUGAUGAUAAUGAUGGUGAAGAUGAUAAUGAAGAUGAUGAUGACAUAAAUGAGGAUGAUGAGUCCAUAAAAAUCUUAGAGGAAGUCAAUAGUGCUUCAGAUUAUAGCAAUCAAGAACACUCAAAGGAAUAUGAAUUUGAGGGUGAAAACCCUACCGAAACAGCAGACCAAUUGGUUGAAAAGGAUGAAAAAGGAAUACUGGUAGGAGAUGAUGAUGAUGAUGAUCAUAAUCACGAUGAAGAUGAUAAUGAAGAUGAUGAUGAUGACAUAAAUGAGGAUGAUGAUGAUCAUAAUGUUGAUGAAUCACAGGAAGUAGAGAAAGAGCUAACUGAAGAAUCAGAGCUAAAUACACAUGAGGAGCAAUCAGAAGAGGUUGUUGGAAGCACAUUUGUUAAGGAUGAAGAUGCUGCUGAGAAUGAGAGAAGUGUUAAGGAACCAGCACCAAAUGAGGAACAGCCACUGAAUCCUCCUGCAAAAGCAGCUCAAAAGAAAACUGGCAAACCAAGAAAGGCACAGCAAAAAGAGGAUGUGGAUGAUUCUGAAGAAAUUUCCAAGAGGGAUCGAACCCACAUAGACAGCACACUAAAGCUCACAGAUGAGAAGCCAACAGAUGACUACUCAGCAGUACUACAGAAGCUAAGAAAGAUCUACCACUCAGCAAUCAAACCUCUAGAGCUGUCCUAUAAAUACAAUGAGCUGAGACAGCAUGAAAUUACAGCUUAUCUUGGACGUACCCUUGCUGACUCGGCCGCAGAUGGCGAGAUUACUUCAAAACCAAUGGUGCUCUUUUUGGGACCAUGGAGUGUUGGGAAGUCCACCAUGAUCAACUACCUCUUGGGGCUGGAUGAGACCCCCUACCAACUGUACACAGGUGCUGAACCCACAACCUCUGAAUUCACUGUUCUAAUGCACGGGUCAAAGAUGAAGACUAUUGAAGGUAUUGUGAUGGCUGCAGACAGCGCUCGUUCCUUUUCCCCACUUGAAAAGUUUGGCCAGAAUUUCCUGGAGAAGCUAAUUGGAAUUGAAAUUCCCCACAAGCUACUGGAAAGAGUCUCUUUUGUGGACACACCUGGUAUCAUUGAAAACCGCAAGCAACAGGAAAGAGGCUACCCUUUUAAUGAGGUCUGUCAAUGGUUUAUUGACCGUGCAGACUUGAUCUUUGUGGUGUUUGAUCCAACCAAGCUGGAUGUUGGUUUAGAGUUGGAAAUGCUCUUUAGGCAGCUAAAGGGACGAGAGUCCCAAAUCCGCAUCAUCCUGAACAAAGCUGACAGCUUGGCCACACAGGAACUGAUGAGAGUAUAUGGUGCCCUCUUCUGGAGCUUAGCUCCUCUGAUAAAUGUGACAGAGCCUCCAAGAGUCUAUGUCAGCUCUUUCUGGCCAGAUGACUAUCACCCUGAAACUCAUCGGGAGCUGUUCCUCAAGGAAGAGAUCUCCCUUCUGGAGGAUCUCAACCAAGUCAUUGAGAAUCGUCUUGAAAACAAAAUUGCCUUCAUCCGUCAGCAUGCUAUCAGAGUUAGAAUUCAUGCCUUGCUAGUGGAUAGGUACCUCCAGACCUACAAAGAAAAGAUGACUUUCUUCAGUGAUGGAGAACUGGUAUUUAAGGAUAUAGUGGAGGAACCAGACAAAUUCUUCAUCUUCAAGUCCAUCCUGGCCAAGACCAAUGUUAGCAAGUUUGAUCUUCCAAACAAAGAAGCCUACAAAGAUUUCUUUGGAGUUAACUCCAUCACAAGCUUUAAGCUCCUCUCCCAGCAGUGCUCAUACAUGGGGGGUUGUAACCUUGAAAAGAUUGAGAGGGCAAUCACUCAUGAGCUUCCAGACCUUCUUGGCAGCAUUGGGCUGGGAAAAAAGGCCGGAGGACUCAACUGUGAUGUGACUGGAUGUGGCGAGACACCAAAGAAUCGUUAUAAGAAACAUUAAAACUUUUUCCUCCUAAACCCCUCUCAAGUUUCCAUAAAAAAUAAACAAUGUUUUUCAGUGCAGGUUCCAUUUGUGGCGGAUUUUAUCUGGUCUAGAAAAUCUUAUAACGCCAUAUACUUUUUUACAAUGUGUCCUCAAGAUGUAUCACAGACAUUGCACUGUGCAAACCCAAACAGUGACAUAAUAUACUGAUCCCUUCUGUGCUAGAAGGACCAGUUUGUUACUGUUCACUAUGGUGCUGAAUGUGGUAUCUAAAGGAAGACAUUGUGAUCUCAAUAGUGAUAGUGGGACAUUCAGAGAGCCUGCACUAGUAAUGCUCACUAUUGCUCCUUCUACAACUGUGCAUUUUCGUGAAGAAGUGCUCAGGACAGGGCAGUUGUCAAUUGCUCGUAAAAGAGAAGGAGUCUCUCUGAUUUUUCCAUUAUUGCAAAUAAUAUGAAUGACACAAGGCGAUGGGAAAAAAACAGUUUUAUGAUUCAAUAUGGUAGCUCUCUACAUGUAGUUAAUAACUCAGUGGCUCAACUUAUGUUAUGUGGAACUUUGGAUCUUUCCUACAACAUCCAAGUAAUAGGAGGUAGACUAUACUUCAAAACAUUAAUAUUAAGUGUGUGCAUUUGAUUUUGGACGUAUGAUAACUAAUCUUUUUUGUUAUUUUGAGUUUUCAGUCGCAAACAAUUAACUAAUUAAAAAUGAACCAAACUUAAUUAAUUUGUUAAUUUGUUAAAGGGAUAAUCAAAUAUCAAAUAUUGAAAAUUCACACACACACAAAUAUAUAUAUAUAUAUAUAUAUAUAUAUAUGGAUUAUCCCUUUAUGGAAUGGACAAAUUAAUCAACUCAUUUUCAUUGGUUUGUUAAUUCUCAUAUUAGUCAGUUAGUUAAAAAAGCCAUUACCUAUUUGUUUGUGAAUGAAAAUUCUGAAUAAUGAAAUUGUCAUUAGGAUCGCUUGUCUGAAAACAAAUGCACAUGUUUAAUUAAGAUGUAUACAGAUUUACAAAUUGAAAAACAAAAUUGAUAACACAAAGAUUUCUAGAUUGACUUUACAAAUUAUGAUCUUCAGUAUCUUUCGGAAAAUAUUAAUUUUGUUCUGCAUACACUUUAUAACAAAGUAUGGACAGCUAGGCCAAUUGCUAUUAAGAUAACAUAUUCACAACAAAAUGGCCUCUGUUUCUCUGAGGACUUUGUUAAGGCUCAACAAUACAUUUCCUUUAAUUCAUUUUACUUUUUUUUAAACCCCUAAAGGGGAUUCUUAAAUAUGCUAAGUAUUGAAACAAACUAUUGAUAUCAGUUUAAAUUUAACAAUUUUUUGGUAACUACUCAAAAGCACUGCCAACCGUAAAAUAAAUUUAAGGAUUAAAUUUGAGGGGGUUCCAGAGUUCCUUUGUGGUUUAAAUCACUUCAUACAACAAUCUGUUGUUUCUAAUGCGUCUUGCUGCCUUAACCCUUCGAAUGCCAGAUGGACAGCAAACUGGAUGAGACUGUAUGCUAGAAUGUGACAUACAAGACUAGAGAGGAGAGCAUGAGAGGGAAUGUUAAAAAAAAAAAAUCCCUUUUUGUUGAAUUUCUUUGUGUUUAAAGUAGGUGUAUUUUCUGCAAUAUUUUGCAGCCCCCUUCAGCAUUCAAGGGGUUACAUGUGUUAGGUUAAAGCAGCAAGUGCAAAAUGUUUGGUCCAAUUAAUAAAUUCUGUUGUUUUUUUUUUAAUAAAAAUUGCAGCUUCUCAUUUUAAUAUGAUUCUUUGAGCUGACUUAACUUUAACUUUUGAAGAACAAUAAAAUAUUUGAGCUUGUUGACAGCCAA
Molecule: messenger RNA, 5310 nt
Organism: Bombina bombina (fire-bellied toad)
Lineage: Eukaryota; Metazoa; Chordata; Amphibia; Anura; Bombinatoridae
Gene: SRL
Product: sarcalumenin
Exons: 8
Coding region: 40-3516 (1158 amino acids)
Molecular function (GO): GTP binding
Source: RefSeq, a predicted model, not a curated record